Messenger RNA from Tigriopus californicus, 1977 nucleotides. RefSeq names its product pH-sensitive chloride channel 2-like. The record is from RefSeq and is a predicted model, not a curated record. Gene Ontology annotation, cellular component: membrane; synapse; neuron projection. NCBI's taxonomy places the organism in Eukaryota, Metazoa, Arthropoda, Copepoda, Harpacticoida, Harpacticidae. Gene Ontology annotation, molecular function: extracellular ligand-gated monoatomic ion channel activity; transmembrane signaling receptor activity; neurotransmitter receptor activity. Bases 520 to 1677 code for a protein of 385 amino acids. The transcript is spliced from 3 exons. Gene Ontology annotation, biological process: monoatomic ion transmembrane transport; nervous system process; signal transduction.
GUCCACUGGGUUGAGUUGUCCACUGGGUCGAGUUGUCCACUGAGUUGAGUUGUCCAUUGGGUUGAGUUGUUUGCAGGGUCAAGUUUUCCGCUGGGUUGAGUUGUCUGCUGGGUUGAGUUGACUGCUGGGUUGAGUUGUCUGCUGGGUUGAGUUGUAUGCUGGGUUGAGUUGUCCAUUGGGUUGAAUUGUCUGCUGGGCCAAGUUGUCCAUUGGGUCGAGCUGUUUGUUUGGUCAAGUAAUCCGCUUGGUUGAGCUGUCUCCUGGGUUGACUUGCCUCAGGGUUGAGUUGUCCAUUGGGUCGAGUUGUCCACUGGGUUGAGUUGUCCAUUGGGUCGAGUUGAUAGAACAUUCAAAACCAGCUUUUCUGAUCAAGGUAUACCUAUUUACCCAAGGAGUGAAACCGUUUACUUAACGUCGUCUCCCCACUCAAAAUCUACUUUAUACCUGUCAUCAACCUUAAAGGACAAGGACCACAAUGCAAAUUGGGGACACUGUCGAAGCCAUUCCCUACCAAAUAGCAUGCUUCUAUCUUCUUCUGUGGUAUUCUUCGUCGGCUUGCAAAUAGGGUCGGCUUUGUCGUUGUUCCACAGGGAAUGUAACCUCAAGGUGCCAAAAAACUAUUCGAUCUCCCUACCACCCAAGAUUCUGGAUGUAGAAGGAAAUCAAGUUCCUUUGCCCAUAGAAAUCCAUAGUGGAGUCACAGAGAUUGAAUUCGUGGAUGAGCAAACGGGUCGGAUCGGUAUUUGCCUGGCAUUUGAGAUCAAAUGGCAUGAUCCAAACAUAUUUGCCCUAGAGGAAAAUCGGAACUGUUUCGGUAAAUUUCCAUUGGAAGGUUUCCGUGCCAAAUUUUGGACCCCGCCUCUGAUGUACGAAAACGUGAGGAAAACUGCGAACCCCAUGAAAAAUCAAAAUCUGCAAUAUGGAGUGGUGACACGGGACCACAAAAUAGUCAUUACCCAAUUCAUGGACAAUGAGAUUGCCUGCAAGUUUGAUUUCCGGAGAUACCCGUUUGACCAACACAAUUGUCCAUACAGAAUAGUUAGUUGGUUUGACAACAAUGAGGCUCUCGCUCUACGCACAAUAAUGCAUCGUCCUAGUUUUGGGCAAGCUCAACAAUCCAUUCAGAAUUACGGUAUUCAAAUAGAGCUGAUUAUGGACGGCUCAUCCGGCCAUUCUUAUCAGACCUAUGUUACUCCACAUAGAAACCUGAGCGUUACAGGAUUGAACAUUCAUCUGAGCAGGACUUUGAAGCCAUAUCUGACGAGAUAUUUUGGCCCUUCUGCCGGUCUGGUCCUUUUGGCCAUGGUGAGCUUUAUCAUCCCGGCGGAAAUGGUGGCUGGUCGGAUGGCCUUUCUGGUGACCCUUUAUUUGACCAGUGGAAAUCUGAGCUUAUCGACUUAUGUACAAGCUCCACCCGUGAAGGAUUUCUUGGCCUUGAAUUUGUGGGGCUACUUUCUUAAUUUCACAUUUACCAUGAUAUGCUUGGAAUAUGCGUGGAUUAUUUAUUUGCGUUUUCAAGUUCAGAAGAAGGUCGGGAUUUCCGAGGCUCGUGGUCUUGGGACCGAACUUCAAAGAUUCCAAAUUUGGACGACGAAGAUGGACUUGAAGGCCGCUUUCGUGUGUUCAACGUUCUUUGUCGUCACUAGUGCCGUCUAUUUUAUUUAUUAUUUACUAUAAGUUAUCGUAAAGACAAUAUUUAGACGACACUUUUAAAAAAAGACGACAUAUUUAAAAGCAAGGCUACCUUGCUCAUGUAACGGGUUUUAAUGACCCGAGUCUUCUUUAACUGUACAAUUAUAAGAGAGACAUGAGGAAAAUGAUGCACGAGAUGGCGUAUUUUAUUGAAAAAUAUAAGGAUAAGGAUUGACAAUAUAACUGAUAAAUCAAGACUUCGUCGAUGAAAACGAAAGUAAACGUGUAAUAGAAUAGCUAUUUGUACAAUACCGGGGGCCUUCUUUGCUUGGAGUUUAUGAAAGU